UGACAACAUGCAAGCUCUCACCUUAAACAUAUGUGAAUAAUUUACGGAAGCAGGAAGCGAAGUAAACUAAUCAAGAGAAUAUGACAAAGAUUCCUUUGAAUGACACAGAAUUUGAAUAUCUAAGAACUACACUUAUAUCAGAAUCAACAAGUGUUUCAGAUAAAUUUGCUAAGCUGUAUUAUUCUAAAGGAUACCUUACAGGAAGGCAGGCUGCUGCCAUUUUAGCUUGUUAUAAAACAGCUCCAGAAAGAGUCCGGGUGAUAAAAGCUUUACAAAAAAGAUUAUGCCGUAUGACAUGUGCUGAAGCAAUUGAAAUAUUAAAUGUUUUACAAUCAACCAAUUAUGAUCGAUUAUUUGCAUUAGACUGCAUUAAACAUACAUUAGUUGAUCAUGAAACAACUGACGGCAUUGAAUAUAUCUUGAAAGCUUUUGUUUAUGAAACUGACAAAUUGAAAGCCUUACAAAUAUUGUCAACUGUUAGUAUGUAUGUUAGAAAAGAGUUAGCCAGUGGUGGACAUCAAGUUUAUGCACCAUUUGGUGGUCUUUAUACCCAAAGCUUUCCAGGUUGUGAGGCCCUCUAUGGACCAGUUAGUGAACAAAUGGCUCUCAAAGAUCAUUUAGUAAAGCCUUCCCUUCCAGUAACAGUAAAUAUACAUCCAUCACUGUCAAUAUUUCAUUCAUCACCAUCAUAUAAAUAUAUAGGUGAUUUAAACCGCUCAUGGUAUCCCGGUGGUGGUAGACCACCUUUACCACCAACAAUGGCGGAACAUGUUAAAAUAGGUCCACCGAAACAAGUAGCUGAAAGUGAGCCGGGUUUUCUCGAAAAAUCCCCCAACUUCCAUGAUAACAAUGCUAAUAAUACCAAUAACGUAUGUUUAACUGCUGAUUAAUUUUAAAAAAGCAAAUAAAUCGUCAUCUAUUUGUAAGCAGGCAGAAACUGAUUGUCGUUUUUAAUAUUAUUUUAUUACACAUUGAUUUUUUUAUCCAUUGUGAAACCAGUUAGAAGGAAAUGAAUUUUUCACACUUGCGAUUAUUAGAUAAGUGCAAGUCGUAAGUAAUUAAACAUUUUUUCCAUCUGAAAGAACCAGACUUCUUUGCUUAAAUUAGACAUAAAAUAUGACAUUCAAAAGGAUUAUUGAUAUUUUUGCUCACAAUUUUGUAAGAAUAUACAAUUGAAUAUAUAUGAUCAAUCAGUAUUUUACUAUUGAAGAAUAUGAGAUGUAGAUUUUUAAACUUUUUCUUCAUGGGUUAGUUAACUAUCAUAAGAAAAAAAAACAAUAAAUAAUUACUGAUAAAAUCUGCUGUCAAGUUUUUG
This is a messenger RNA of Schistosoma curassoni, 1315 nucleotides long. Lineage: Eukaryota; Metazoa; Platyhelminthes; Trematoda; Strigeidida; Schistosomatidae. The record is from the annotation of a GenBank genome assembly.